GAGUAACCAUGAUCAAGCCCUGAGCAACGGAACUAGUGCUGGUAUUGUUGGUGCUGAGGCUGAGAGGGUUUCAAGCUCUAGAAUUUCAUCUCUGCUGGCCUCCACAGAUCGUGAUUAUCUUCUUUCUCCAUCUGGAAAUCAGCUGUCACGAGAUUCACAUGCCGAAAUCGCUGUCCUAAUCAAUUAGCUGGCACGUGUCCCAAGCUAGUACCGACACCUAUCCACCUUGUAAAAGUAAAUUUGGUAGAACAUCGCAAUCAAGCUUCCGUAGAUUCUAGGCUUUGGGCCGGCACAGAAUGGUCCACUGUUGUCGGAAUUAUUGAAGCGGCCCAUUAGAUCCAUCACUAUUCUAGUUCAUGUUGGAAACCAGUUGGGUGAAAGUUGCUGAUCUUGAUGGGAAGAUAAUAGGGCUCUACUUCUCAGCCAAUUGGUACCCGCCCUGCUGGAACUUCAACCAAGUCCUAGUUGGUAUCUAUAAUCAGCUUAAGAACAGUAGCAUUACGGGGUCUAGCUUUGAGAUUGUGUACAUAUCAUCUGAUGAAGACUCUGACGCCUUUAACACCUACCAUGCUUGCAUGCCGUGGCUGGCGAUUCCGUUUUCGGAUUUAGAGACCAAGAAAGCUCUGAACCGCAAGUUUGAGAUAGAGGGAAUUCCGAGCUUGGUUAUUCUGCAACCUAGUGAUGGUGAUGGGGCUACGUUGCAUGAUGGAGUUGAGCUCAUUUAUCGCUAUGGUGUCCAAGCCUUCCCUUUUACUAGACAGAGGCUGGAACAGUUGGAGGAGGAGGAGAAACAGAAGCAUGAGAACCAGACCUUGACCAAUCUACUAACGAACCACGACAGACACUAUCUUCUUCUGGGCCAUCAGACGCCUAAUCAGGUGCCUGUGGCCUCAUUGGUAGGCAAGACAAUUGGACUCUACUUCUCAGCUCAAUGGUGCAUUCCCUGCGUUAAUUUCACUCCUAGGCUAAUCUCAAUCUACAAGAAGAUUAAAGAGCAAAUGCUAGUAGGUGAUCAACAACAAGAUGGAGAGGACUUCGAGAUAGUGUUUGUUUCAAGUGAUCGUGACCGAACAUCCUUUGAAGCCUACUUCAGCACCAUGCCAUGGCUGGCAUUGCCUUUUGAGGAUCCCAACAUCAAAGAGCUUGUGAAGCAUUUCGAUGUCAAAGGUAUUCCUUGUUUGGUAAUUUUGGGGCCGGAUGGUAAAACUGUCACCAGGCAGGGUAGAAAUCUGAUAAACUUGUACAAAGAAAAUGCGUAUCCCUUCACCGAUGCGAAGUUGGAAUUGCUGGAGAAGAAAAUGGAUGAAGAGGCGAAGAGCCUGCCCAGGUCGGUGUACCAUGGAGGGCAUAGGCAUGAGCUGAAUUUGGUGUCCGAAGGCAAUGGAGGAGGACCCUUUAUAUGUUGUGACUGUGAUGAACAAGGAUGCGGUUGGGCUUAUCAGUGUCUUGAAUGUGGAUAUGAGGUGCACCCCAAGUGUGUCGCAGCUGCUACUGGUGCAGUCAAUACGUGAUUCAUCGAUUCGUUUGACUGCUAAUCAAUGAUGCUAAUUAUACUAAAUUGAUCGCUGCUGUGUUAUAUGUCAUGAAAGCUUAUUAUACUAUUGGUCUGUUUAUUUUAAUUUGCAUGGUUAUAGGGAUUACGGUUCCCUGGUCUGUAUCUUAUUCGAAUUCUCAAGUAAUUGAGACUUUAUGAUGUUCGAUCAACUGCUACCGUAGGUCGGAUAUAGGGUUGCAGCUCCUUGAUUAUCCCUUCGUUUAUUUUGUAUGCCUCUUGGCAAGUGAUGCCAACAAUUCUGGCAAGAGAGUAUCAAAGCAAAAGAAAAACGAAAAUUUAUUCUA
Rosa rugosa (rugosa rose) is the source of this 1839-nucleotide messenger RNA. RefSeq names its product probable nucleoredoxin 2. The transcript is spliced from 4 exons. The record is from RefSeq and is a predicted model, not a curated record. The coding region runs from base 357 to 1511 and encodes 384 amino acids. Lineage: Eukaryota; Viridiplantae; Streptophyta; Magnoliopsida; Rosales; Rosaceae. Gene Ontology annotation, molecular function: thioredoxin-disulfide reductase (NADPH) activity.